Messenger RNA from Spirometra erinaceieuropaei, 1631 nucleotides. The record is from the annotation of a GenBank genome assembly. Lineage: Eukaryota; Metazoa; Platyhelminthes; Cestoda; Diphyllobothriidea; Diphyllobothriidae.
AUGGUGCGUCAGCUCCAUGAUGGCAUGAUGGCGCGAGUCAUGCACAAUGGAACUGUCUCAGAGGCAUUUUCAAUGACCAACGGAGUGAAACAGGGCUGUGUCCUCCCGCCUACGCUCUUCAAUCUCAUGGUCUCUGCCAUGCUGAUGGACGCCUAUUGUGGCGAACGCCCUGGUAUACGCAUCACGCACAGGACGGACGGUCAACUCAACAGCCGUCGGCGGAUACACUUCCAGUCGCGUGUAUUCACAACCACUGUCUAUAAACUUCUCUUCGGAGACGACUGCGCCCUCAACCCUACCUCGGAAGGGGAAAUGCAAAGGUGCAUGGAUCUCUUCGCCAUCGCCUGCAACAAUUUCGGCCUGAUCAUCAACAAGGAAAAGACGAUGGUCAUGUAUCAACCGCCACCCGACGCUGCCUACGUCGCACCCCAAAUUAAUGUGAACGGUGCCCAACUGCAAGUCGUGGACAACUUCACUUACUUGGACAGCACGCUCGCCCGCAAGACCCAAAUCGACGCUGAAGUGGCCCGCCGGAUUUUCAAAGCCAGCCGGGCCUUCGGCCGUCUGCAAAGCACCGUCACGGACUCCAUCUCAACACCAAACAGAAGAUGUACAAGGUAGUCAUCCUGCCGACGCCGCUGUAUGGAGCGGAGACCUGGACAGUGUACAAGAAACAGGCGCGAAGACUCAAUCAUUCCCAUCUCAGCUGUCUUCGGCGGAUACUGAAGCUUAAGUGGCAGUAACGGAUCCCGAACUCGGAUGCACUGCAGCGGACGGGAAUUCUCGGUCUCUACGCCAUGCUAAGACAACUUAAACUGCGCUGGAGCGUCAAUCUCGUACGGAUGGACGAUGAGAGACUACCCAAACGACUCUUCUAUGGAGAUCUCGCAACGAGUUCACGCAGACAAGAAUGUCAGUUCCGGCGCUACAAUGAUACUUUGAAAACCUCUCUGAAGCACCUGCAGAUAGUCCCGGAAAACUAACGAGACCUCGCGCGGGACCGGCCUUCUUGGAGGACAUCAAUGAGCACGGGCGCGGCAAUCUUCACAGCCAACCCCAUAACCGCCGACAAAUCCAAGCUCGAGACACAAAUCUCAGCUGCCGCCGCUGCCCCACAACGCCAACGCCCAACCACCUCCGCCGUGCCCACGAUGUUAACGGACAUUCCGGGCGCCAAAUGAUUUUUUGGGCGCCUCCGGACCAAAUGCAGCACCCGGACUGCAUCAACUGUCGUCUCUCUGUCCACAUCACCUUCGCCUUCCACGUCAACUAACGUUGACCGCCCUCCCGAACCACCGUUCCCAUCCUCCCGCUCCUCCUCCUCCUCCUCCUCCGCCGCCGCCUCAACGCCUGCCACUGUGACGUUUGCCAUGUUCAUCAAGACUACACACAAUCCUGAAACACCAACAAACACCAACACCACCGUUGUCAACACCACUAAUGAGGACCCGGUCUAUACCUGUCCUCAGUGCGAUCUCACCUUCAUCUCACACAUUGAGCUGGUCGGUCACUUGCGAAUCUAUCGCACGGCGACUGGCGAACCAGUGCCUGGAGCACCAACCUACACUCGCCGCAUCCGCCUCCACUGUCCACGUUGCACUCGCACAUUUAUUCGUCGCAUGGGUCUAUAA